This is a messenger RNA of Medioppia subpectinata, 1558 nucleotides long. Lineage: Eukaryota; Metazoa; Arthropoda; Arachnida; Sarcoptiformes; Oppiidae. The record is from the annotation of a GenBank genome assembly.
UUUCGGUCUGACGUUAGAGUAAAGCGUUUAAUGAGUUAUAGUAUCCGAAAGUCAAUCGAUAUUUGAGUGCCUUUUUCUGUGCCAUAGCUUUUCGCUGCAGAGAGAAGUCGAGAGAGAAGUCGAGAGAGAAAAUACAUGAAUGACUGAAGCGUUUGGUCCGCACAACGAGACACACACUUAUCUCUCAUUCAUUGUCGCUCUCACUCUCCUGGGAGUCGGUGUCCGUCCGCAUCCAUGAGUGGUAACUCUCUGUCGGAUAUCAUGGAUGUGUUGAGCCAUAUAAUGAAGGGAUCGGUGGAUCUGUUGGGUCGCCGCCAGACGCACAUCACCGACUUGGAUGAGCACAGCUUUCAUCACAUCCUUCAGUAUCUGUCGCUGUUUGACGUGUUUUUGUGCCGAAAAGUCAAUAAAUACUUCUUGAGGCAAAUCGACGCAUACCUCGAGAACUGUCGCCAAAUGACAUAUAACUGCAAACUAAACGGCGACCACUUCUUCAACGGCGAGCAUGUGUUCAACGGUCGGGCCUUUGAUUCAGUGGUCGCGCGGAUGCCUAACAUACGGGUCAUGCGAUUCAAACGGUGUCCCAAAAUGCGCUCAUCGUUGGCCACAACCAACUAUAACAUAGUGUCUUCGCUGACGAACCACUUGAUUAUGUUGAAUGAACUUCAUUUGACACGAUGUCGAUCGCUGGACACGAAGUCCCUGAAACUGUUGGUCGAGUGGUUCCCGAAUUUGACUCAUUUGACUCUUUCCGUAUACAACGAGACGUCCGUCGAGAUCAUAGCCAAGGGUUUCGCGAAUCUUAAGUAUUUUAGUUUAGAGGACAGUGUCCUCGAAGACUAUGGCAAUCAUUUGCAACACUUGGGCCUUAAGAUACACACAUUCGUGGCGGCCGUCGAUCACAACAAUCACAAGAAUUCAUUAAUCACUGGUCUAUUGAAUGGAAAUGGUCGAUACUUACGAGCGUUAGACAUGAGAAUCAAAGUCUUCGACAGUGAUUACACGCUAUUCAACACAAUGGGCACCGAAUUCAACGAUUUGUUGUCCUUAAAGCUGGUGUUUCAGAGCAAACGUACCGUCGAUGACAAUCAGAUGCUGUCGGGAUUGUCUGGUCUCUCAUCGCUAACACAUUUACAUUUAGAAGAGAACAGAAUUUACAGUAAUUUUCAAUCAGUUUUUGAAGACAACUCAAUGCUCUCUAUAAUGAGAAACUGUCGCCAAUUGGAGAGCCUAUCGCUAAUCAGUGGUGGAAAACACGCACAGACCUCGAGUGAUGAUAACAACACCGCCACUAACUUCAGGUCAUUAACUGAUGCCUCGCUAUCAAUGAUAGACCAGUUGUUGCCAAACAUCAGACACUUAUCGCUGAAGAGCAUUGAUAUCACAGACCGGACGUUGAGUUCAAUCGAAAGGCUGUAUAAACUAAAGUCAUUGCGUUUGGAUUCGUUGGCCGGCCUUACCUUCGAUGGCUUACAAGAAUUUAUGACAAACGCAACACAAAUCAAUCGCUUGGAAGUGAUUAACUGUCUUAACCACAAGUAAUUGCAAAAUACGUUAC